Molecule: messenger RNA, 435 nt
Organism: Glycine soja
Lineage: Eukaryota; Viridiplantae; Streptophyta; Magnoliopsida; Fabales; Fabaceae
Product: serine/threonine/tyrosine-protein kinase HT1-like
Exons: 1
Coding region: 1-435 (144 amino acids)
Biological process (GO): protein phosphorylation
Molecular function (GO): ATP binding; protein kinase activity
Source: RefSeq, a predicted model, not a curated record
AUGUCACAAGGGACUCUGAGGAUGUAUUUAAACAAGAAAGAGCCGUACUCACUCUCAAUGGAAACAAUACUAAGGUUAGCUCUAGAUAUAUCAAGGGGCAUGGAGUACCUUCAUUCACAAGGUGUGAUUCACAGAGACCUUAAGUCAAGUAAUUUUCUUCUCGAUGAUGACAUGAGGGUUAAGGUGGCAGAUUUUGGUACAUCUUUUCUUGAAACGCGAUGCCAGAAAAGCAAAGGGAACUCUGGAACAUAUCAUUGGAUGGCACCGGAGAUGGUUAAGGAAAAACCUUAUACUCGCAAAGUUGACGUGUACAAUUUUGGUAUUGUGCUUUGGGAGCUCACAACUGCUCUACUUCCCUUCCAAGGAAUGACACCAGUGCAAGCUGCUUUUGCUGUGGCUGAGAAGGUAGCAUGGCUAUGCUUGAACUCUAAAUGA